CCUGGUGGUGGCGGAGUGGUUGUGUCAGUGUGGGGACGCAGCAAUUGGGAGCUGUGUGAACCAGCACAAGGCAGGGUGAGAGCCCCACAAACACAGUGGAGGAGAGUGGGUGGCUUGCACAGGAGAGCACAUCUCCUGAUGCAUCUGCUGCAGCUGUUUGCAGAGGGGAACAGCUGGAGGGACUUCAGCAGAGUUGGCUUGUCUGCUGGCACCUCGGCUCUGUGUGCAGGGGGGGAGGGCAGCCAUUCUGCACUGGGGGGCCAAGGAAAGGACGCUCGCUCCUCCGGGCUUGUGGAGAGCAGCUAAGAGUUAACCCUGUUCCUGGCGGCCGUGCUCCCUUGUAAACAUUGUUGUUGGAUUGCAGCCCACCCACCCCAAGCUUGCUGCUUCCAAUUAGCGGGUGGGUCUGUGUGCUCUCCAUGGUGGGCGCAUAGCCCUCCCUGCCUGCAGCCUGUCUGGAGCUGUGGCUCCCUGCUCAGCUUGGGGCCAUGGGCUUCGUCCACCACCUCCUGCUGGCUGUGCUGCUGCUGGUUGGCUUCUCCCCCCUGCCUGGGGAGGUUCAGCAGGUCAAGGUCCUCUUCACCCCCACGAUCUGCCACAUGCACUGCAGCAACGGGCGCUGCAUUAACCGAUGUGAGCAGGGCAACGCUACCACUCUGUACAGCGGGGAGACCGCCAGGGCAGUGGAAGGGGCUUCUGGAUUCCGAGUCUACGAAUGGCUGUCCAGUCUCUCCUUAAAAGCCUCCAGUGAUGAGCGACCCACAACUUCUGAAGUCCUGUGUCCCCUCAUCUGCCAAAACGGGGGAGUCUGUCUCAAGAAGGACAAAUGCCUCUGCCCCCCCAACUGGACCGGCAAGUUCUGCCACAUCCCUGCCUUUCCUUACCUCAGUCAAGGACAAGGCCCUGCUCAUCCUGGAACUGAGAGGGAGCCGGAGUAUAGUCGGCAGCAGUCCGUGCACACCCUCCCAAUCGCCAACCACCGCUACGAGCGAGAUGGUAUGGCGUCGCUGGUGAACGUCCACGUGGAGCACCCGCCGGAGGCCUCGGUCACCAUCCAUCAGGUGGAGCGAGUCAGCGAGGAGUUGCUACCCAGCGACCCCAACGCCUUCUCACCCUCCCGCCAAGCCCUCUCCGGCGUGUUGGCCCAGAGCAGCAACCGGGACCCCGAGGGCGGCUACGGCGAAACCUCCGGCUUCGGCUACUGCUUUCAACAGUUGCGCGACGAAGAGUGCAGUGCCCCCAUGCCUGGGCUGCGCACGCGAGAGAUCUGCUGCCGUGGGUCCGGUGUCGCCUGGGGUGUUCAUGGCUGUCUGCCUUGUGCCGAUGGUGACGUGGGGGCUUCUGGGCCAGUUGGAAGGAACGCGGUGGGUUGCCCCAGAGGGUUCCUGCGGCUGAAUAAUUCUUGCGUGGAUGUGGAUGAAUGCCAGGAGGGCAACUUCUGCCACAAUGGAGAAUGUACCAACACUCGUGGCAGCUUUGCCUGUGUCUGCCAUGAGGGCUACAUCCUUGAUUCCUCCCGCAGCAGCUGCAUCUCCCACCACGUGAUCUCUGAGGUGAAAGCCCCCUGCUUCCGCGUGCUGCGGGACGGCCGCUGCUCCCUGCCCACCCUGCGGAACAUCACCAAGCAGAUCUGCUGCUGCAGCCGAGUGGGCAAGGCCUGGGGCUGGGGCUGCCAGCACUGUCCGCCCUUCGGCUCAGAGGGAUUCAAGGACAUCUGUCCAGCUGGGCCCGGCUAUCACUACUCUGCCUCAGACCUCCGCUUCGACACUCGCUUCCUUGGCCAGGACCCCCCCAGGGUGCCAGUGACCCGUCAGCAUGGGAGGCAGGGGCCUCCCCCCCAGGUGCCUCGGACAACAGCAGCACCGUCUCUUGUGGCUCUCUGGAGCGUCCCUCCCACUACGUUGCUGGAGCGCUUUCGUUGGCCCCUGCCCACUCGGUCCCCUGCAUCUGGCCCAGCUGCUCCAAGUACAGAAGAGGCUGGGCGAGGGGUGUGCGAGCGACACCCUCAGGUGUGCGGGCCAGGACGUUGCAUUCCCCGCCGGGGGGGCUACACUUGUGUGUGUGACCGUGGCUACUGGUUGAGCCCUCAAGGCACCCACUGCGUUGAUGUGGAUGAAUGCCGCAGCAGUCCACGCCCCUGUCCCAACGGGCAUUGCCAGAACUCCCCGGGUAGUUUUAGCUGCAGGUGCCACACAGGCUUUCAAGCUGACCCCUCCGGAGUGGAGUGCCAGGAUGUUGAUGAAUGUGCCCAUGUGCCCCGGCCCUGUGCGGGUGGUCAUUGCCUCAAUACCCUGGGCUCCUUCCGCUGCUCCUGUCCCAGCGGCUAUCAGCCCGACCUCUCUGGCGCUGAAUGUCGAGAUGUGGAUGAAUGCCAAGAGCGCCCCUCCCUCUGCCAGCCUGGCCGCUGUGAGAACGUGCCGGGCGGAUAUCGCUGCAGCUGCCCCAUUGGUUACCAGCCGAACCCGCUGGGGACUCUGUGUGCAGAUGUUGAUGAAUGCUUGCAAAGCCCUCCCCCCUGUGGCUCUGGACGCUGUGAGAAUGUGCCCGGUGGAUACCGCUGCCUCUGCCCUGCCGGGUUCCGGGCCAGCCUGACGGAGAACCAAUGCCUGGAUAUUGAUGAGUGUACAGCAGGAGGAUUGCCUUGUGGCCCUCAGGGGCGCUGCCUCAACACAGAGGGCUCCUUCCGUUGCCAGUGUGCCCGAGGGUACCGGACGGAGGGCGCAGGGGGCACUUCUUGCGUGGAUGUUAACGAAUGCCUGGAGGGUGACUUCUGCUUCCCACGGGGUGAGUGCCUCAACAUCGAGGGCUCCUACACCUGUCUGUGCGCCCAGGGCUUCACUGCGGCCCCCGACAGGGCCUCCUGUGAGGACAUUGACGAAUGUCUCAGUGCAACAGUUUGUGCUGGAGGGCACUGUGCUAACACCGAAGGCUCCUUUGAUUGUUAUUGCCCCCCUGGCACCCGCAGCACGCCCAGCAAAGCUUCCUGUGAGGACAUCGAUGAAUGCCAGGAAUAUGGGGCAGCCCUCUGUGGAACACAGCACUGUGAAAACUCAGUUGGCUCAUACCGCUGUGUCGUGGGUUGCCAGGCCGGCUACCGAACCAGUGCCACAGGAGAUUGUGUUGAUAUCGAUGAAUGCCAGAAGCCCGGGGCGUGUGGAGAGAAGCGAUGCGAGAACACACUGGGCUCCUAUCACUGUGUGGCCACCUGCCAGAUGGGCUACCAAGCCACUGCUGCUGGGGACUGUGUAGAUGUGGACGAGUGCCAGAACAGUUCCCUGUGUGGUGCCCAUGCCAUCUGCCAUAACUUGCUAGGCUCCUUCCAAUGUAUCUGUGACCAGGGCUAUGAAAGUGCCAGGGAUGGGCGGCAUUGCUUAGAUGUGAAUGAGUGUGAGACACUGCAGGGGGUCUGUGGAACAGCACCGUGUGAGAACGUGGAAGGCUCUUUCCUGUGCAUCUGCCCCCAAACUGGGGAAGAGUUUGACCCCAUGACUGGCCGCUGCAUUGCUUUGCCCAGUGCUGCUCGUCUCCCAGCUCUCCCCAGGCACCCAGAUGCUGCGCAGUCGGAGAGCGCUGACAGCCUGCGACGUGAGUGCUACUAUGACCCAAAUGCCGCCCAAGCGUGUGAAAAUGUUCUGGCCAGGAAUGCCACCCGCCAGGAGUGCUGUUGCAGCCUCGGCCACGGGUGGGGCCUUGACUGCCACAUCCAGGCCUGCCCCUCCUUGGGGACAGCUGAAUUCCAGGCUCUGUGUCCUCAUGGCAGUGGCUACGCUGCUGUCCUCAUCAGAAACGUCCCAGCAGUUACAGAUGUGGACGAAUGUGCCCUCUUUGGCUCCCAGAUGUGCAAGGGAGGGGUUUGUCUGAACAAGAUCCCUGGCUACUCCUGCUACUGCCCCAAUGGCUACUAUUACGAGACACAGCACCUGGAGUGCAUUGAUAACGAUGAGUGUCUGGAUGAAGAAGCUGAGCCCUGCGUGGGGGGCCACUGCAUCAACACCAUCGGCUCCUAUUACUGUUCUUGCGCUGCUCCCCUAGUGCUGGACCCUUCCCAGCGCCGAUGCGUGACCAAUGAGAGCCACGGCCUGGAUGAGGACCUGGCCGUCUGCUGGCAGGAGGUGGGCCCGGACCUGGUGUGCCACCGACCCCGCCUAGACCGCCGGGUGACUUACACGGAGUGCUGCUGUCUCUACGGAGAGGCCUGGAGCAUGAACUGCGCUCUGUGCCCAGCCCGGGACUCGGAUGACUUUGAGGCCCUGUGUAAUGUCCUCCAGCGCCCCAGUUAUGGGUUGGGGCGGCCGGGCAGCCUGCGGGCACCCUUCGAAUAUGGCGGAGGAGAGUUUAUGCCUUACAGCCCUGAUGUCUACGACCCCCGGGCACGGCCUGGCCCUCUGCUUCCCAGCUAUGAUGCUCUCCCUCAUGAGUCACUCUAUGGACCAUCCCCAUACGAGGCAGCUGGCCUGGACGACGCACCCUAUAGCGAUGCACAGCUGGAGACCCCAGCUGAGGACCUCCGGGAUGAACACCAGCCUCGUAGCCCCCCUAACUCAGACUGGCACUACCCGUCCCGUGGCCAUAGGCACUCCUAUCCUGAACGGCCCAGUCGGGCCAGCGAAGACUACCCAGGCCGUUUUGGAGGCGCUGGAGGGCUCCCUGCCGAGGAAUGCGGGAUCCUGAGUGGUUGUGAGAACGGCCGGUGUGUCCAGGUUGCCGAUGGGUUCACCUGCUCCUGCAACGAGGGCUACCGCCUUGACCCAACCCACAUGGCCUGCCGUGAUAUUGACGAAUGCAGGGAAGUGGACAGGCUGUGCUCUGGUGGCCGCUGCCUCAACCUGGAGGGCUCCUACCAUUGCCUCUGCCCCCUUGGCACCGCGCCCACAGGGCAGCCCCCCCGCUGCCUCCACAUCCCCCGCAGCCGAGCCUGAGUUGGGACGGGUGGGGAAUAUUUAUUACUUGUCCAGGUGGGAACGGAGAAAGGUUGUGAAGGUGAAGGGACCCUUUGCCCACCCCACCCCCUCGGCCUGCAGUCUCUGGAGGAACUGGGAAGAUGGCUAGUGCUCAGGAGAGGGGGGGCUCUUCUGCUCCUGAUUAGGGCCAUGGGAUGAGGGGGGUGGCCAAAAGGUCCCAAAAUGGGGUCAGAUCCCUCUUGUCCUUGGAAGGCAGGAGCCCAUCUGGAUGCCUGCGAUUGGAAACAUUUUCUCCCCUGAACCCCCCACCCCCUCUUUGUCAGUGUGUGCAUGGGAAGGCAUGCCCCCCACCCCCCUCAGCCUUUCCUCAUCUGCUGAAGACUCACAGCAGAGUUACCCUGCAAGGCCCUGGUAGGGGCACAGGAGCCUCUGAGCAGUGACAGUCUUCCCCUGGGCUUUUGUAAAGGGUCUGGAAAUAGGGCCGAGUCCAGGUGAAUGCCCUGCCUCCAGCCCUACCCUCAUGGACCGAGCCCACACACCCCCAAAUGUUUCCCAGGUACUUAAAUGCCUGUCAUGAGGAGAGGGGCCCUACAACUCACCUUCUCUGAUUCCCCCAGCUCCACCUCCCUUGUUGCUCCAACAGACGCUUAAACUCCCUUGCACAUCCAAAAACUCCCACAAUCCAGGUAGGGGCUGUCAGCCAGGCAGGGGGCCUUUUAGCAUCAUGCAAGCUGGGGCCACAGUCACUUCUUCCCUGCUGUUACUGGACCAAUAAAUAUUUUCUAUAAAAGGA
Messenger RNA from Pantherophis guttatus, 5694 nucleotides. It is a transcript of the gene LTBP4, whose product is annotated as latent transforming growth factor beta binding protein 4. Gene Ontology annotation, molecular function: calcium ion binding. Lineage: Eukaryota; Metazoa; Chordata; Lepidosauria; Squamata; Colubridae. The record is from RefSeq and is a predicted model, not a curated record.